Molecule: messenger RNA, 1050 nt
Organism: Lottia gigantea (owl limpet)
Lineage: Eukaryota; Metazoa; Mollusca; Gastropoda; Lottiidae
Exons: 1
Coding region: 1-1050 (349 amino acids)
Biological process (GO): DNA replication
Molecular function (GO): DNA-directed DNA polymerase activity; nucleotide binding; DNA binding
Source: RefSeq, a predicted model, not a curated record
AUGUCGGAUUUAGAUAGCGAAUAUCCGAGGGCGGAAAGUUGUAGACUAUUUCUACAAGAAGAAAAUAAAGAAUUUGUUAAGCUCUUUAAUGAGCAGAAAUUCAGACCUAGAACGGCUAUUUUAAAAGUCUGGUUUGAAUAUCCUACCAAGAUGUUCUUCCAACCCAUACCAGCUAAAGAUAAAAUUACUUUUACGAACAAAGAUGGUAAUAAGGAAACUGGCACUAAAAUCAGGUUCAGAAAUGGUUUCUGUUCAGAAGUUUUAACAUCGGUCGAUAUUCAAGAAAUAGUUAAAGCCGGUGGACGAAUUAUUAAAAUAUUAGAUGGUAUAGUAUACGAAGAAAAUUUUAAAACUCCACCAUAUAGAGAUUAUAUUUUAAUUUUGAGAGAUCUUAGAAAUAAAUAUAAACGAGAAGGUAAUAUCGUAGGCAGUAAUUGUAUGAAAUUAUUAGGUAAUUCAUUGUAUGGUAAAUCUAUUCAGAAGGAUAUAACUACAUCGAGACAUUUAUGGAGUGAAGCAACUUUAAAAGCCAACUUCGAUUCAUACGGCAAAAAGCUUUCCUCAAGUAAAGAGACUCAAUAUAUCGUUGAGAUAAAUGAAGAAGAAAAAGAAUUUGACUGUACACCUCCUAAAUCUACACGACUAACACCUAGUCAUUUGGGAUCAUUCGUAUUAUCUCACAGUAAAAAAAUAAUGAAUAAUUUUAUUCACGUGAUAGAUGGAUUUUAUAAGCCGGAAAUAUACUAUACAGAUACUUCUAGUUUAUACAUUUCGUCUAGCAAUUGGGAUAAAUUAAAUGAAGCUGGGUUGGUGUCCGAAAAUGAUUAUUGUAAAGGAAAGAAUGAUUACGGCGAUGGUGGAAUUAUAUAUGGUUUAUAUUUAGCGCCAAAAGUUAAAUACAAUAUCAUUCUAACUUCCGACGGUAUUCUAAAAGAAAAGACAACGUUAAAGGGUUACUCUAAUGAUAAGAUAGCUGUAGAAGAUUGUAUUCGAUUAGCUAGUGGACAUGAUGUGACGAAUGAAUUUAAGAAACCAUGGGAAAAAGGAUGA